CUAAAGUGCUGCUGUCUGUUCUAGGUGUAGAUUAUUUCUAUGUCUCAGGACAUUUUCGGCAGGCACCGACGACAGCGAUCAUGGAGGCGUCGAUGGCCAUCGGUCCCGCCGAAAACGCGCUCGCUAUCAACGAGGGCAUAUUAAUCGGGGAUAAAGUUUAUUCUGAAGUCUUCCUCACCAUAGACAAUUCUCUGAUCCCGGAGGAAAAGCUCUCCCCUACCCCGUCUAUGCAGGAUGGCCUGGACCUCCACACCGAGACCUAUCUGCGGAUCCUGGGCUGUGAGCUCAUCCAGUCCGCCGGGAUUCUGCUGCGCAUGCCGCAGGUUGCUAUGGCGACCGGACAAGUGCUUUUUCAUCGCUUCUUCUACUCGUUGUCCUUCGUGAAACAUAGUUUCGAGAUUGUUGCCAUGGCCUGCAUUAAUCUGGCUUCAAAAAUUGAAGAAGCCCCUCGAAGAGUAAGGGACGUCAUCAAUGUCUUUCAUCAUUUAAGACAGCUCCGAGGCAAAAGGAGUCCAAGCCCAUUGAUACUUGAUCAGAACUACAUAAACACCAAAAACCAGGUGAUAAAAGCUGAGCGGCGCGUGCUGAAGGAGCUGGGCUUCUGCGUCCAUGUCAAACACCCACACAAGAUUAUAGUCAUGUACCUACAAGUUCUUGAAUGUGAGAAGAAUCAAACGUUGGUCCAGACUGCCUGGGUAGUCCAAGAUGGUAAGUGUCAUAAAGAACCUCUGAACUCUGCUCCUCCAACCACAUGACCUCAGGAAUCUGCCCCCCCUAUUGGCUGCCCUUCUCGAGACAGCCAAUCCAGUGAGAGCUCUCUGCCCGAGAAUCACUGAAGGGGGCCUUUUCCAGCUGCCUGCAGCAUCUUGUUUUCUUGGGGUUGUCAAAAAGGAUUUGUAUUUUUGUUUCUGCCUCAAUUCUCCAGUUUUAUCACUCUCUCUCUUAAUUGUUUGGUUUCACAUUUCAAAGGUAGUUUUAAAGCCUGAAUAAUUUGCACUUCAUUGACCCAUCUCUAAAGUUUAUCAACUAGGUUUUACUAGGUAUAAGCAGUUUAUUCAAUUCUGAGUGCUGCGUUAUUUUAAAUUGCAGUGUUAGUUUACCCAAAAAUGAAAGUUGCUCUCAUUUAUUUACCUGGUAUUGUUUCAAACACUUGUGACUUUUUCUUUAAAAGCAUUUUGAAGAAUGUUCAUGCUGUUUUCCGUACAAUGAAGGCAUACAGUGACUAUGGGCUUUCAAGCUCCAAAAAGAUAACAGGGUGCAGUUUUCCCAGUCAUUGUAAAUUAUAUGAUAAAAAUGCCCAAAUAUCCUGGAAAAUAUUUUAUUCUAAUAAAACUGUAGUAACUAUGUCGCUAACAAGGCUUUUGAUGUAUGUUACAUGCACAAAAACAUGUAACAAUCAGGAUUUGAAAGUGUAAAAAAAGCAUUGUGAAACAACAUCAGCUGUUGACUGUCAUGAACGAAGCCUGUCAUGUACAUUCUCUGCUAAUCUGCUGUAAUUUCUGCUUUGCUCUGAGUUUAAGUAAGUUUAUAUGAUAUAAUAGUUUAAGUAUUGAUAUAGUGCCAAACAUUUUUGUUGUUCCAAAUAACAUGUUGUCUUAAUUACAAAAACAUUUUGAGUUAUAAAAUUAAGACAGUGGUGCAGAUUUUUUUGGUAAGUGAGUUCACACCCUGAGGUGGUUUGAGUGGUGAUGUGGCCUUUAAACCUCGGAAUGUGAAUUCGUUUUUAAUAAUUCAUAAAUUGAACGUCCGCUGUUACCACAUUUACCGUAGUUUGCAGAAAACACCAACAGAAUCCAUGGAAUUGGCAAAUAAUAAAGAUGUAAAUGUAAUAUAUACUUAAUAUAAUUCAGCUCAUUAAAAUGCAAUACAUAAUUGUGGCAGAUGAGUAAGGCAUUAAGAAAACAAUAUACAAGGUGGCUUUUGAAGGAAAUAGUUUGGUUAUUUCCAUUUUAUUGAACAAACACUCACUGAGCACUUUAUUAGGAGCACUAUGGUCCUAAUAAUCUGCCCACCAUGGUCUUCUGUUGUUGUAGCCCAUUCGCCUCAAGGUUUGAAGUGUUGGGCAUCUAUGAAUAAGUAGGUGUACAGGUGUAUCUAAUAAAGUGCUCAAUCAGUGUAAGCCUUACAUUGGCCUGCAAUCGAUUUUGCAAUUGAAUGCGUAAAUCUGUCCAUGACAGAUUUAUUAUAAGGGCUUUUCUAAGGUGGCAUCGAUGUACACUUGCACGCUUUUGAAACGUCUCACUUCGUUUGUGUCACUUCAUAUAAACAUAGCUUUCUUGGGUCGCUGUGUCAAGUUAAAUGUUAAAAAAACGUCUCUACACCCAUGCAUUCAUAAUUGCGUUCCACCCAGCUGUGUAUUUAAUGCAAGAAUGCGUUCUCAUCUUGUGCUUUUGCUAAUGUAAAGCAUGCCUGAGUGUGGAUUAGUCUCUGUAAAGCUGCGUGUUUCUUACACAGCUGGAGGUUCGCUUACUGCCCACUGCUGAGAACAGGUGGUGUUUCAAGCUUGAAAUGCUCCAGUGGUUAAAAUAUUUCUUAUGCCAUUGGGACAUGAUUAAUUGUUAAUAUUUUUAUAUAAGUAAUUGCACUGAAUUAACACUUUCAAUUGACAGCCCUUAAAAAUACAUUAAACACAAUAUAGUGCCUCUUUUUCUUUUAAAAUAUAGAUAUGGUAUGACCGAUUAUUGAAUUCUGUUUCAAGUUCUGAUUUAUAUCUGCUCUUUUGAGAUCUUAAAUGAUUGGCAACAAACUGCUGAGGGCACUUAAUUCUAAAUAUUUCUUACUGAAAAUGAAGAAUCGUUAAUGUACCUGUUAAGAUAUUGAAAGAGAGAAAUCAUAGCCGGAAUCAUUAAAUUCCUUAGAAUUCCCACCACUAGUGCUUUCAAUGUCUGGAAAAGAGCUGUGAACAUUCUGCUAAACAUCCAUGUGUUUCACAGGAGUCUUAAGAGUUUUAAACAACAUAAGGGUGAGUAAAUGACUGAAUUUUAAUAUUUGAUUCAAUUAUAUCUUCAAAUACAUUUGUUGCCAUUCAUUUGGAUGACCAGUUGUGUUUAGUAACUUGUUUCUGCUCAGUCUACAUCUUGAAUGACCUGUUUCAUACUCUGGAUCUGUGGUGUUUAUGUUCCAGCACAAUACACAUAUACUAGCCACUAUGAUGGCAAGCAGAACGUUUGGGUCCACACUGUGUGUGUGUGUCUGUCUGCUUUAGAGAGCUUUGCAUCCCAUAUUUGGUAGAAUUUAAAGAUUUUUGUCUGUCCACAAGUCUACUCUCAGCCAUCUAGCCUAAUACAACAGAAGAUGUGAAUUUGUCCAUUCUCAGAGCAACUGCUCUUCAAACCUACUCGCAGUCAUGCUUUGACUCCUGGUCACCAUACGCAACGCAUGCCAUACUGUGUUAUGAGUCGCUUGCAGUCAUCUUUGCUACAUCCUGCUCCUUGUUUCUUUCCAUUUUAAACUCGUGUGCCUUUUAUAUGGAAAGUUGAACUAUUUAAGAUGGCACUGGUACCCUAGUCAUUUGAAAGGAAAUGAUGGAAUUGGAUAUUUAAGUCACUUUUUUGCAUGUUUUGUUUUUGACAACCCCCCACACCAGUGAGCUUGUGUUUGUGCACAGGGGUGCACUGGACAUGUAUGUGUGCUUGUUCACACUGCCUGCAUGCAUAACGCUGGUAUAGAGCAACUGAGGAAUGUGAGGCAGAGAGAGGAAAAGGACAAAGUUAAACUCAAUUCUCCAUUUAUUUAUUUUCGUCUUUCUGCAUCGUGAGAAAUCUAAAAAAUGUAAGGAAUGUUAUAAAUGCAGAACAACCCACACGGGGAGAUGGCAAUGUUGUGCUUCACCUUUUGUGUUGCAGGAACUA
Xyrauchen texanus (razorback sucker) is the source of this 3851-nucleotide messenger RNA. Its product is annotated as cyclin-L1-like. Gene Ontology annotation, biological process: regulation of transcription by RNA polymerase II. The record is from RefSeq and is a predicted model, not a curated record. The coding region runs from base 81 to 755 and encodes 224 amino acids. Gene Ontology annotation, cellular component: nucleus. Lineage: Eukaryota; Metazoa; Chordata; Actinopteri; Cypriniformes; Catostomidae. The transcript is spliced from 6 exons. Gene Ontology annotation, molecular function: cyclin-dependent protein serine/threonine kinase regulator activity.